Molecule: messenger RNA, 1167 nt
Organism: Bathycoccus prasinos
Lineage: Eukaryota; Viridiplantae; Chlorophyta; Mamiellophyceae; Mamiellales; Bathycoccaceae
Product: uroporphyrinogen decarboxylase
Exons: 1
Coding region: 1-1167 (388 amino acids)
Biological process (GO): porphyrin-containing compound biosynthetic process
Molecular function (GO): uroporphyrinogen decarboxylase activity
Source: RefSeq, a predicted model, not a curated record
AUGACGCAAAAUGCAUUCGUGUGCGCUCCUCGAUGCGGUUCGACGACCUCUUUGUCGGCGAGGCGGAAGGGAACAACAUCGACGAGAACGAGAACGAGAGUUAUUAAAGCGUCUUCUUCUGGAGGAGGAGACAAAGACCCACUCAUGGUCCGGACGAUUAAAGGCGAACGGUGCGAACGACCGCCAAUCUGGAUGAUGCGACAGGCUGGACGGUACAUGAAAGUCUACCAGGACUUGUGCAAAAAGCACACGACGUUUCGCGAACGCUCGGAGACGGUGGAUUUGUGCGUGGAGAUUUCUUUACAACCGUACGAGGCGUUUAAACCGGACGGGGUUAUCGUAUUCUCGGAUAUUUUAACGCCGUUAGCUGGGAUGAACAUUCCGUUCGACAUCGUCAAAGGGACUGGACCGAUUAUUUUCAACCCGAUUCGCGACAUGGCUGGCGUGAACGCGGUGACGCCGUUGGAGCCGGAGAAAAGCGUGAAUUUUACUGGGGAAAGUUUAAAGGUGUUGAGAAACGAGUUGAAAGGUACGGAUGCGACGUUGCUUGGCUUUGUCGGGGCGCCGUUUACGUUGGCGACGUACAUCGUCGAAGGCGGGACGAGUUCGCACUAUAAAGUUAUAAAAAAAAUGGCAUUCGAUGAACCGGCGAUUUACCACGCGUUGAUGGAAAAGUUGACCGAUGCGGUGAUUACGUACACGAGAUACCAAAUCGACAGCGGCGCGCAAGUCGUGCAAAUCUUUGACUCGUGGGCGAGCGAGUGGUUGCCGAAAGAUUUCUCCAGAUUUUGCUUGCCGUAUUUAACCAGGGUGAUUAAAGAGGUGAAACAGACACACCCGGACACGCCGUUGAUUUUAUACUGCAGCGGUGCCGGUGGGUUUUUGGAACGGUUACAGACGACUGGCGCGGACGUGAUUUCGUUGGACGGGACGGUAGAUAUCGCCGACGCGAGAGCGAGACUGGGAAUGGAACAAGCCGUGCAAGGGAACAUGGACCCGGUGAGUUUGUUUUCGAGCAAAGAGCACAUCACGCAAGCGAUUGAGGAGACGAUUAAAGGUGCGGGGAACAAUAAGCACGUCAUGAACUUAGGACAUGGGGUUAUGGUAGGCACGCCGGAAGAAAACGUCGCGCAUUUUUUCAAAUCCGUGCGCGACUACAGGUAUUGA